This is a messenger RNA of Chelmon rostratus (copperband butterflyfish), 3625 nucleotides long. RefSeq names its product calcium channel, voltage-dependent, beta 1 subunit (gene cacnb1). The record is from RefSeq and is a predicted model, not a curated record. Gene Ontology annotation, molecular function: protein binding; high voltage-gated calcium channel activity. The transcript has 15 exons. Gene Ontology annotation, biological process: calcium ion transmembrane transport; chemical synaptic transmission; neuromuscular junction development. Lineage: Eukaryota; Metazoa; Chordata; Actinopteri; Chaetodontiformes; Chaetodontidae. Bases 159 to 2039 code for a protein of 626 amino acids. Gene Ontology annotation, cellular component: voltage-gated calcium channel complex.
AGGGAGGCAGCUGUUGCCAUUAGAUUACCAGCCAGCGCAGAUACAUCAGCGGCUUCACCCUCCUGGAAAAAAAAGAAAAAAGAAAAGAAAAAAGAUGAGUCUGUCGACACCAUCAUAAACACACGAAACUGAAAAUAGAUUUUCAAAAAGUUAAAUCAAUGGUACAGAAAAGUAGUAUGUCCAGGACGCCUUCGACCUCAACCCAGGAGAUCCAAAUGGACAUGUUCGACCAUCAUCCACACACACAGGGAAAGUACGCCAAGAGGAAGAGCCGAUUUAAGCGCUCAGACGGAAGCACCUCCUCUGACACCACCUCGAACAGCUUCGUCCGACAGGGCUCUGCAGACUCCUACACCAGCCGGCCGUCGGACUCAGAUGUGUCCCUGGAGGAGGACCCUGAGGCUCUGAGGAAGGAGGCUGACAGACAGGCUCUUGCCACACUCGAGAAAGCAAAGACCAAACCGGUGGCGUUUGCUGUGCGGACAAACGUCGGUUACAACCCCGGCCCCAGCGAUGACGUUCCUGUGCAGGGCAUGGCCAUAUCCUUCGAAGCCAAAGACUUCUUGCACAUUAAAGAGAAGUACAACAAUGACUGGUGGAUUGGACGUCUGGUGAAGGAGGGCUGUGAGGUGGGCUUCAUCCCCAGCCCGGUCAAACUGGAGAACACCCGUCAGCUGCAGGAGCAGAGGAUGAGACAGAACCGACUCAGCUCCAGUAAAUCUGGGGGAAGCUCCAGUCUGGAUGUUGCCACGGGAACACGCAGGCCCACCCCACCUGGCACAGGUGGUCCGGCUAAACAGAAACAGAAGUCGAUGGAGCAUGUCCCACCCUAUGACGUGGUCCCCUCCAUGAGACCCAUCAUCCUGGUCGGGCCGUCACUCAAAGGAUAUGAGGUGACAGACAUGAUGCAGAAAGCGCUCUUUGACUUCCUGAAACACAAGUUUGAGGGCAGGAUAUCCAUCACACGGGUGACGGCGGACAUCUCCCUGGCCAAACGCUCAGUCCUCAACAACCCCAGCAAACACACCAUCAUCGAGCGCUCCAGCACCCGCUCCAGCCUGGACGUACUGGCGGAGGUGCAGAGUGAGAUCGAGCGCAUCUUUGAGUUGGCCCGCACCCUCCAGCUGGUCGCUCUGGAUGCAGACACCAUCAACCACCCCUCUCAGCUGGCAAAGACCUCCCUGGCUCCCAUCAUUGUCUAUAUCAAAAUAGCCUCACCUAAGGUCCUCCAGAGGCUCAUCAAAUCCAGGGGGAAGUCCCAGGCUAAACACCUAAAUGUGCAGAUGGUGGCAGCAGACAAGUUGGCCCAGUGCCCACCUGAACUGUUUGACAUCAUCCUGGACGAGAACCAGCUGGAGGACGCCUGCGAGCACCUGGCUGACUACCUGGAGGCGUACUGGAAGGCGACACACCCCCCGAGCAGCAACCCUCCCAACCCUCUGCUGAACCGUACCAUGGCCACGGCGGCCCUGGCCGCCUCCCCUGAGCCCGUCUCCAACCUGCAGGGGCCGUACCUGGUGCACGGCGAGCAGAAGCGGGAAGGGCCUCUGACAGAGUGCGGUGGGAGCGGCGCCCUGCAUGACUAUCAGACAGACCUGGGAGGAAAACCUCAGCAGCAGCAGCAAACGUACAUGCGCUCCUCUCGCGGGCAGCUACGGGGAGGGAGCGGGCGAGGCCUUUCGCGGCAAGACACCUUCGACUCUGAGACCCAGGGCAGCCGGGACUCGGCUUACACUGAGGCCGGCGACUCCUGCAUGGACAUUGAGACUGACCCGUAUGAAGAGCCCGAGCCCUACCGAGGGGGCGGGGGCAGCCGCCUCCACCUGGCGCAGCAUCACGGCAGACAGGCCUCCUGGGAAGACGAAGGCGCCGAGCCGGACCAGGAAAACCUGAACCACCCUCCGAUGCCGAGCCAGACGCAGCCGCAUGGACGUGCCAAGCUGAGGGAGCGUUACUGCCAGGACCCUGUGGACACCGGAGCCAACAUGAGCCGCAACAAGAACCAGGACGACUGGGGGAGGGACGUCUACAUCCGCUGAACACGCAUCACACCAGGAAGGAAGCAACUGAGGAUGGAGGGGGAUAAGGGGAGGGAGGGGGAACAGCUUCAGGUUUUGGGUUCGGAAGGGACUGAAGUGUGGGUCAGUCAGGCUAACAAAUGAAUCUGUUUACAUCCCAGUACAAUGUAAAGAAACACAUCAACUGCCAGACGCCAUUCUCAUCAACUUCUUCUUGCAAUUCAAUUUAUUUAUGUUUAGAAAAAAAUAAUAUGGGUCUGUUUUUUUGUUUCCUAUGUUAAUACUGCAUGAAUAUCAUGGAUUUCUAAACUGACAGCACGAGGACAGUAAUUGUUUCGAUUGUGAAUCUCUGACUGUGAUCUGUAUGACUCAACCUCACCUUCAGUUGUAGAGUGUGAAGGCUGGUGGAGCUGUAGUCCGUCACGUCUGUCCUCUGCAGUCUUAAACAGGGUCUAAUGUCAGCGUCCCCUCCCCCCGUGUACAGUGUCAGGGCUUCUCUUUACCUUAAUCUCACUCUUUUGGAUGUCAGGAUUUGCCCCAUGCUGAGAUCCAGAAGUUACGAGCCUCUCACCUCCACUUUCUUAUCACCCAGACCUUAAAAAGCUGGUGGAGAAGUUGCCAUAUUUCAACACAACAAUUUAUUGAUGUUGCUACACUCACGUCCGCUUGAUAACAACAAAGAAUACACUCCAAAGACGUUUACUUCUUCCCCGACCCGGUUCGGCCGCUGUACACGACUGUGCACAGUCUGACCUCCCGUUUCUGUUUUCCUCUUCCUCGUGGGUGCUGAGGGCGCCUGCGGGACUCAUCUGUUCUCUGGUUUUUCUAACGCGGCGCAGCACCGCAGUUGUAGUUUUGUGAAUGAAGUGUCCUGCCUUAGUCACUCCCACCUUAAAACACCCUUAUUUCAAGAAAACUCCAAUCACAAGUGCCGGAAUGUCUCGCCAAGCCAUGUCCACCACUGCCACGGUGGGAUGUCUUAACUCUUGUUACGCUCAUGCCAUGUCUGUGCGUCUCCGUGUGUCUCGUGGCUACUCUGCACCGUAGCCCAUGCCGUCGCUCCAGCACAUCUCGUUUUCUUUGCACCAGCUUCGUCGUCUGUUUUUCAGGGCUAAUGGUUAUAUAAAAAGUACUUGUGUGUGCGGUUAAUCACUCCCAACUUCCACCCAAACGGCUAGCUUGUCUGAUAUUAAAUACCACUCUCUUCUUACUCUUGAUUUCUGACUGAAUUAGUGUUGUUUUUUCCUGUGGACAUUUGCAAUUUUUUUUUUAUUUUAAAUCUUCAGUUCUUGUGAGGUAGUGAGAGGAGUACGAAGCGGGGUGAGGGUGGGGGAGGGUAGGAUCAGCUUUGGUCUUUACUCAGUUAUCUAUAAUGGAGAAUCCAUGAAUGUCUUUGGUGGGCUGCUUCUGCCCGCCCGUCUUCAGUUGAAUAAAUAAAUAUUAAAUAAUGAUCAGUAAAUAAUGUUAUUGUUGCGUUAUCGCAAUUGUUAAAAAUAUGAAAUAACAUGUAUCAUUGGUGCCUGAUUGUAGCUACAUUUUGCUUUUUCUGCCUUUCAUUUUUAAUCUGUGGAUAAAUUCGUAUUUUAAUUAAAAAUUUAAUCAGAAAA